Messenger RNA from Caenorhabditis remanei, 378 nucleotides. RefSeq lists its product as uncharacterized. The coding region runs from base 1 to 378 and encodes 125 amino acids. The record is from RefSeq and is a predicted model, not a curated record. Lineage: Eukaryota; Metazoa; Nematoda; Chromadorea; Rhabditida; Rhabditidae. The transcript has 5 exons.
AUGUCGAUGACCAACGAACAUGCCGAAUCCAUCCUCGCUCCCAUCAUGAAACAGUAUCUGGAGGCAUUGAAUACCUCUGACUGGAAGACAGUUGAGAGUCUCUAUCAUGUGAAUUCAGUGAUGAUCGAAAAGGGAAAGAGUUGCAUGUUCGGAAAUCAAGCUAUCACAGACAGUUUCAAGGCAAUGGGAGCCGAUUUUGGAAAAUAUGAAGUACACAUCUCGAACUCCCGUUACGAAGGCGUCGGUGACUUCAUCAACAUCCACACCGAUUUCAGCUUCGUUACUGAGAAACAAGGAGUUCUCAGCGGAAAGUUCACUCAAAUCUGGAAGAACGAAGGAGGAAAGUACGCGAUCUUGCACGAUCAAUUCGAGCUUUAA